Messenger RNA from Vitrella brassicaformis, 992 nucleotides. NCBI's taxonomy places the organism in Eukaryota, Vitrellaceae. The record is from the annotation of a GenBank genome assembly.
ACGCAUCCGACGUUGUCGUGCGCGAAAAACUCAGUCGACUUUCACCCAGCCCCCACGCACAGCUCCAUCGCAGCCAUACAUGCAUACUGCCUGUGACACAGACACGUACAGACCAACGACCGCAGCACUGCAGCACUCACUGCGCGCACUCAUGCAAACUCCCCUGACACGCACGCACGCACCCUGGCCACAAGACAGUCAGGCAUCACAUCAUUGCUGGCCAUUCUGCAGUGCCGUGACUGCCCACUCUUCAGCCGUCAGCCCCUGCUGUCCGGCGCCGCUGCCCAUACCGACGACGGUGGCGAAGAGGGCGCCGACUUCCUGGAGGGUGAUGGGCGUGUUGAGCAUCUCCUUGUGCACCUGCGACUCCGACGAUUCGAAGAAGAGGUUCUUCUCGUGCGUGGUGGUCGUCCAGAAGCGAUAUGUGGGAGGCUUCUCGCAGGAGAAGCUGAUGGCCUGGACGGUGACAUCGUAGUCGUCGUCAGCUUGACGCACGAUGCGCAGCAUGUAGCCCGACGCAGAGCCUGCAGACAACGACACAAACACCCCACCGCGAUGUACUGUACACUUGUUUCUCCCUCUCUUGUGGCGUCUACUCACCAUUGGGCGUCGCAUACGCAAACGAUGCGUUCAUGAUUUUCGUUCCGCGGCGACCGAUGAGGCGGAUGUCCUCGUUGAGCAUGUCUUUGAGUGCGUCUACUGCACUGUCGAAUCUCGCCAACUGCUGAGGCGGGAUCUCCUUGCGGAGCGCCUUGGCCUGCUUGGCGCACCAAGUCGGCACACAGGCACCAGACAGCCCCUCGACUUGAUUGCUGAAGUUUCGCAGGCUGAGGGUGUUGAACGAAAAGAGGGGUGGAACCACCAGGGAGCCGGCCUCCGUCCGCUGGUGGCGCGAGGCGAUGGGCUGGCCGUUCUGCCAGAAGGACUUGAUGCCAUCGAGGACGGCAUUCUGCGCAGCAUUCGAAAGGGAAUCAGACAUCGGCGGACGGAAG